Molecule: messenger RNA, 1769 nt
Organism: Botrytis cinerea B05.10
Lineage: Eukaryota; Fungi; Ascomycota; Leotiomycetes; Helotiales; Sclerotiniaceae
Exons: 2
Coding region: 715-1578 (287 amino acids)
Source: RefSeq, a predicted model, not a curated record
GUUGCUAAGUAGCAAAAAUUGGUGACGUGCAAGAACUCCAAAAAUCCAUGGGGUUAUUCCAGAGAAGGACUUCCAGUCUUCUUCAUAUCUUUCUCCACCAUUUUCCUUGCUUCUCAAAAGCAAAGGGAUUUCCGGGGAAGGUUACAUCCACAACCUUUGCUUUCUUGUGUGCUCCUUCUAUCAUCUGGUACAUGUGACGGUAUAUUCCAGUUAUGGUUGUCAUUAUCACUUACACUUUUUGUUUUAAUUUCUACUUAUAUCUUCGUUCUUUCCAUCUCCUUGAUGUCCCCCUCUUCCGAUUUGUUUGUUUGUUCAUUUACUCAUCUAGGUCCCAAUACUCUUAAUUCGUAAUCUUCUUCAAUUUCAUACAAAAUCUUGGAGUAUUGCAAUAAUAUAUCUACCCGAAUCUUUACCAAAGACACCAUUAUAGGAUCACAGUACAGUUGAACAAUGGAUCUUCAUGGGAAUAAUCAUUGGAGCAAUGAGUGUAAGCUCGAUCACGAAUGCCACCAGGAGACUGAAGAGGCGGUUCAAAAGGUGCAUCGGCAAGUGAUUCAUCGGAACAGUAAUAGAUAUGAGCUCGGUCAUGAAUCUGAUCAGGCGGCCCGGCAGGCAAAUCAAGACCAUAACAAUAGGAGUGAAUAAGGUCAUGGGCUCGAUGAAAUACAGCCUCAGGGAAGCUAUGGGGAUGAAGACAGCCAUGGAUCAAGUCAGAUGAACGUCCAGGAGAUAAGCGUAAAUGGGCACGAUUGCGGAUACGCUUGGCCUUUCAACCUUAGAGGACUUGAUUGGAGAAUUCGAUAUCUAGAAUGGACAAGGAAAAUUCUUCACAGACGUAUCGAUACCGCCUCUGUUGCUGUCACUGGCGACGCCAUAGAUGCUGCUUUGCCCGCCGAGGAGCUUUCUCUUCCUCGCACAAGCACUCUCUUUCCCAAAGAUGCUAGCACACUUAAUACAUGGAGCAUGGUCACGCAGGAAGUCGCUGGUGAUCCUUGCAUCUUCAUUCUUUAUUGUCCACGGUCCCGGACUGAUACAAUAUUGGUGGAAUGCGUUAGCCCAGAUGAGAUCCAAAAACUUUGUGCUCGCUCAUUACACUUGACAAGAUCUCCGCAAGGAGAUAGCUCUACUUCACGGGCUCUCAUAAACUUCAAUAUUGAUCUUGUCAUUGUCCCCGAGGAAGUAAUAGAUCUCUACCGACAGAUUGAAUACUGGGAUAAGAUACAAAAGCUGUGCGUGAUAAUAAACAAUGUUGGCAACAACCGUGUAUCGCCGCUGACUAUGCAACGCCUCAAUCAACUGUCAACCCCACGAAAAGUGGUGACUGCCUGUUCGUGGAAUUCCGAACAUGCUCAGUAUCCUCUCCAUGAGGUAGGAUUGAGACGCUACGCUCAAGCAAUUCAAAAGUUUCUGGCCCUUCGAAAAACGUUUCCACAUAUCGACCGGGUUCUGGUGGAGCCACAUGACGGUGAAUUCUUUGGAUGCUGGUGUGGACCAACUCAGAGGGUUUCAAUACUAUUGAGCGUGUUGAUGAAACUGGCAUUAGUAGCGGCAGCGCUUGCUAUAUUAUGUCUUUUUUAAAAUUGUGGGUGUUAACCUCCCUAAUCGUGACAGAGAGCAUGAAAAGAAUUGAUACCAUUUUGACUGGUAACACAACUCUAGAAGCAGAUUCAUGCCUUGUACCCGAGUACAGUAUAGCCCCUCUCUUCUAUGUUAAUCAGCCAUCAUUGGUAUAAGUAAGACAUCCAAUACAUAUUAGCGAAUAGAGCUCA